CAUUUUUUAUAUAUCAACCUCCUCUCAACUCUUUAAUCUUUAACCCAACAAAUAUUGAAAAUGAUAUUCAAAUAUUUUAUUAGAAUUCAACGACUUUAUAGUGCUUUCAACGCAUCCAGACUAGAAAAAUAAUUAGUGGAUUCAGGCGAUCAAAUCGUUUGUUAGAAAAAGAAGCAAAUAUGCAUGUCAUAAGAAUAAACUGAACACUAACUUCUCCAGCAAAAGUUACACACCCUCUUCUCCUCAUGAACUAGACGCUGUCUACCUAAACAUUUGAGAAUGGUGUUGUAAUGACUUAAUUUAUGUGUCAACACACGUAUUGCUGACGUUGCGACAAUUUAGUAUGCUAGCAGAGAUGUUAAAUGCAAAUGGACCAGGAUUCACGCACACCUUUUUUAGAUCUUCCAUUUUACUAAAACUUUCAUAAUUGUCACAAACAUGGUAAUGCAUAUGAUAGUCCAUAUAAACUUUACCCACCAAAUCAAUGCACGGCUACGUUUUUGGUUUUAGUCGGCUUAUUUCUUCCCAUUUUUCUGAUUAUGCUUUCCUCGUAGGGUCCCUUUGCUUCAUCUUUUUUUCUGGCGAAAAAAGUUAAACCGGAAUCUAUUAAAAUUACAGACCUAACUUCCGGGUGGAAGUAUAACCUACGGAUAGACCUUCGCUUCGAUAUUCAAAUGAGCCAAAAGCAAUAGUCUAUAUCCGUGUGGCCAGCGGGGUUCGAACCAGAGUUCGUUGUAUUGAGUUUAUUUCCUCAAACGCCACUGGACCUUUUGAUUCAUCUUUUCAAUUAAAUCUUACUUCGGAUAAAGAUCAAACGUCAUGAAAACGAUAGUGGCUUGAUUUGGAGAGGAAUAAGAAGAAUCUCUUAAUUGGGACUUUUCUAAUAUAGUGUAUGCUUAUGUGUCUGCAUUAAAUGUCAUGUGUACAAACAACAUGAUUUGACUAGUUCUUCUGGUUUAUAUUAUCUUUAUAGAGCUUUAAAAAAGCCGGGGUGAAGAGAGUCACUUGCAAAAAUACCCUAAUAUCUCCCUCACAGAAGCACGCCGCCAAGCUUACUAUCAGAUCCAGAAUCGGGGAUCUCCGGUGUUUGGCGUUCCUCGCCGGCACCGGAGAUGCUAUCUUGUCUUCGUUCAUAGUAUGGUUGUAGUUAUUGGUGGUACUUAGCUUACUCUCUGAUGGCAUCUCUUUCCCUCAGGUUCAUCUUGUUUGAGGAGCUAGGAGGUUUUGAGGUUUGUUGUUUGUUGUGUAGUGGAGGUCGUGUCUUUGGCGCCGGUGAAUUUCGUUGGAUGAAACCGGUUACGAUUUUCCCCAAAUCUGUGUCCUCAACUCUGUUUCUCACUAGAAAUUGAAUCUAAGGCAUCUUGGGUGGGUUUGAGUUUUUGUCCUCUGUCUUGAAUAAGUAACGGUGUAAGUGGUGGUGUAUUGGUGUUGUGUGGUGAGCAGAACAGGUCUAUCAUCUUUCAGAAGUUUCAGACUGUUGUCACCUCUCCGCCUUAGGAGUCCUUCUCCCGUCCUUUUAAUGAGUGUGUCUCCGGAUGGUCUUAUGUCUCUCUCAUUCCUCGGUGGCUUCUGUUCGGUGAAGCAAUAUAAAGGGGUUGAAGUUCUAAGCUUUCUGAUGAAGGUUCGGUUGAGGAGGGGGUCUUAGUCUCGAGUGUUUGUUUCUUCUCGAUUUGAUGUCUUGUGUUUGGCUCAGUGUUUCUGGCUUUGUACCGUGAACUGGAGGUUCAGGUAUGUUUCAUUGGUCUUUGCAUCGCUUACUAUCUCUUGUGCUUGUGUGGUUCUUGCCAAGAGUUCCGGCUGUUCAAUGAUUAGAUAACUCUCUUCUUUCUCUUUCUUAAGAUGGUUUAUGGGUUUAGAUGUAGGAGCGUAGCCUUGUCUAAUAAUCAUUGUAGUUGUUUAUGUGCUGCCUGUUGUUUGGGCUUUUGAUUCCCUCUUGUGGGCUAAGUUUCCGGGGAUUGUAAGGUGUUUCCGCCGGCUUUGGAUUUCACCCAUGUAUGUUUCUCAGUUUUAUCAAUCAAAUUCAGAUGGAAAAAAAAAAAGAAGAGAGUCACUUGUUAUUGGGUUGAUUAGUUAUGAAUAUUUUUUUUGUUUUAUAUUUGAUAGUAGUUAUAUAGGGACCUUUAGAUUUAUUUGUAUCUUUAAAAAAGUGUUGGAAAAUUUACAAAAAGUCUCUUGAAAUUAAAUGUCAAAAACACCAAACACCAAAAUAGUAUUAGUUUUCAUUAUAGCCCAAUCCAAAUACUAAUCAAUCAUAAUUAUUUUUAAAUUAUAAUUUAAUAUUUAUGCUAAAUCAGUGCAUAGAAAAAUAACAUGAUUAAUGUGGGUCUCUUAGGAUGAGAUUCUUAGCGUAAUAUAAAAACGUCACUUAGCUUUUAACUAAAAAAAACUAAGAAACGUCUCUUAAAACACAUUUAAUGGGGGGUUCUUAGGGUGAGGUUCUUAGAGCAUAUUUAAAUAUUAAGAACCGGUUCUUAGUUUUUUAGUUAAAAAUUAAGAGAUGGAUUUUUAUAUCCCGAUAAGAAUUUCACCCUAAGAACCUCCAUUAAACAUGCUCUUAUAUCUCUUAUUUAAAAUACGUUUAUUAGUUUUCUUAGUUAAAAGCUAAAAGACAUUUCUUAUAUUACGAUAAGAACCCCACCUUUAGAAAUCCGCAUUGAUGCUCUAACAUUUUCUGAUAAAAAUUCAGUAAAAUAUAGUUGAAUUAUUUUCUUAAAUUUAUAAAAAUAUUUCCACUAAUUUCAGAAUUGGUAUGGCCUAAUUAAUAGAGAGAAGAAAAUGAGAGAAUUACGGAAUUAUCUCUUCUGCAAAACAAAUCUCUUAUGAUAUCUUUUGCCUCUUUGGCACCGGGUCUUACCCGUGGUUGUGAGAAGAUUCGUUUUCUUCUCCUUUUUCUUGCUUCCACGUGUUGUUUUUAGUCAAUCUUGAGCUUCAAAAGUUGGUCUUCUAACAUCUGAAGCGUUGGUUGGUAAUAUACGGUGGUCCUGAAGGUGCGAUUGUUCAGGCUUCACGACUUAGAAUUAAGGGGACAGAUUCGAGUUGUGUUCCCCUAAAUCUUCGUCGUUCCCUUCUUCUGCAGAUCUACGGUUGCUCGAGCGUUUCCAGUCUAACAGUGUGGCGAAGGAGAUCUCUCUUUGAUAAUGAUAAGGCGCGACGUAGGGAUCGUGUUUGCGGAUUAAUUCUCUUUUCAGCUUGCAGCUUGCUUUGAGGACCGCGGUGGAGCUCGGGUUAAGGUUCAUCGGUGGUGCUGGAGGUGAGUUGGUUAUGGGGUGUGGUGUCGGCUUAUAUACUCAUCGGCAAAGCUGGUCCAAUCUGUUAACUCCUCCCAUUUUGACACUUCUUUUCUUUCUCGUGUUUUCAUGGAUUCAGUUGUCUUUCCGUCUUUAUAGUGGUUUCGUUUCGUCUUGUUGGCUUGCCUUUUAGGUUUUCCAGCUAGUGAUGGUAUUAUCUUGCGUAUCUCCUCUUUGGUGUUGGCUUGUCAGUGGCGGUUUAUUCAUUUUGUCCCUUUGUUUAUCAAAUUAGGAUUAAGACUAUCCCGGUUUGGGUGAACCGGACUGUACUUUAGUUUGUUUUUUUUUUUUUUUUUAAGAAAAUGUUUUCCAACUAUCAAUUUUUGUAAAACAAAAUAUCAAAAUAUUGUAAUAUGAAAACCUUUUUUUUUUUAAAGGUAUAGCUUAAAGGCAGGGCCGGCUUAGAUAGAGGACGAGUGGUGCGACCGCUCCGGACCCAAUCCAUUGUCUCCUAUUUCUUAAUAGAUAAGGAUCUGAUUUUUUUUUAAAUACAUGUAUUUUUAUAUUAAAAAUAAGAGAAGGGGUCCAAAUUUUUUUAUAUGAAAGUAUGUUUUUAUUUCUAUAGAUUUAUUUUAAAAAUACUUCUCGUAUUUUGAAAAAAAAAUAUAUCUAUCAGAUUUUUUAAAGAAAAAUAAUAGUUUGGAAAUUAAUUUUUAUUUUGUCCGAGGGCCUAUGACACUAUUGAGUCGGCCAUGCUUAAAGGAAUAUAUUUAAUCCAUCUAAUAAAAUAUUUUUCUGCACCUUCACUUCAUGUAUUUUCCGCUUAUUUUUUUGCUUAAGUUUAUACUCCUUCUGUUUUUGAAAGUAGGAUUUUCUAGAUUUAUUUUGUGUUCCAAAAUGAUAGAUUUUUUAAAAUUUUAAAGUAUUUUAGUAGUUAAUGUUGAAAAAUUAUAUAUUUUUAAGAAACAUUUUUUUUUACGUCAAGAAACAUUUAUUGAAAUAUUUGAAUUGGUUGAAUACUAUUGGUUGAUAUUUAUUGGAAAAUGUAUAGUAAAAUAAAUAAUAAAUUUAAUUGUAAAAGAUUAAUUGUUUCCUUAAUAUGUGUGAAUCUUCUAGAAAAUCUUUCUUUUGAGAAUAGAGGGAGUAUAAUUUAAUCAAAUACAAUUUACUUCAAAAAAAAAUAAAAUAAGAUGAGGCCCAAAGUAUAAAUAUAUACACGAUAGCGGAUAGAAAAAAAAAACUCAUUACAGAUUGCUUUCCAAGAAUCGCUCAAGUCACAUACGAUACUCAACUAAGACAAGUCUUCUUGCUCAUCGCCGCUUUUAGUCUUCGAAUUCCCGUAAGCAUACCUUCUUCUUCCUCUUCGGUUUUGUCGUGUUUCGCUGGAUUAGGUUAAAUUAGGUCACGACAGAUGAUCGAGUUUUUUUCUGGUUCGUUUCUUUUUCAAAUCGUUUCUCGAUUGAUUUCCGCUUUUCUAAGGAUGAUAAAACCUCUCAAAAUUACAUGAAAUUCUCGUUUAGAGAUUAAAUUUACAUGUUUCUUCCAAACUGACGAUAUAUAAGUUCUUUAUUGUUGAGAGUAAAUAACACCAACACCGUUUGAUUAGGGUUUUGAUUAGUUUCACAAAAAAAAAAAACAGCAAUUAUCGAUCAAGAUGAUGUGAGAAUUCUAAUUAAGAGUAUUUUAAUUACGGUUUUUGAUUAGGUUUACGCAUUAGUUUAUGUUUCUCUGAAGGAUUCUCAUGAUUAAGAGUAAUCUUUUAAACGAGAAGGUGCUAAUAGUUUUUAGAUAUUAGAGAGAUCCAAUGUGUUAUCUAAUCUGUUUUGAUGAACAACAGUCUCUUGAUUUAUUUGGGUGAUUGGAUUAGGUCAAAUUCACAUCAUGGGCGGAGGAAGAGUGCAACCGAAGAAUCAAAUGUUCAGUUUUGCGAAACAAUACAUCGCUCGUGUGAAGGAAGCAUUAAAAGAUGAACCUGAAAAAUAUCAAGUGUUUGUCGAUAUGUUAAAGUAUUUCACAAAUCAUCGGAGGUAUGAUGAUGAAGCUACUAUCUUAGCAACGGUGGAUGACCUCUUAAAAGAUCACCCUGAUCUGCGUCUUGAUUUUAAUAACUUCCUUUCUCCCGAGGCUGAGAGCAUCAUCACCCCUCCCGAGGCUAAGAGCAUCAUCCCUCCCACGGCUGAGAGCAUCAUCAUCCCUCCCGAGGCUGAGAGAACCAUCCCUCCCAAAGCUGAAGAAACCAUCACUCCCGAAGCUGAGAGAACCAUCCCUGAUGAGGCUGAGAGAACCAUCAUCACUCCCGAUGCUAACAAACAGUUAAGCAAAUAUCAAACCAUGGUUGAUAGAAGAGUAUCGCGGGAGCUAACCUUAGAUGACGAUGCGCAUCCAUACAUUGCUUCUGUGAAAAAAGCAUUUUGUGAUGAACCUGGAAAAUAUAAGGAGUUUCUACAGAUCUUGCAUGCUUAUUCUCAUCUCGGGAAGGAUGUCCCUAGUACCACUGCAAGGAUGAGGGAACUCAUGAAAGAGCACAAGAAGCUGUUUCGUGGUUUCAGAGUCUUCCUUCCGGAUCAUGCUAAGACAACCAUCAUUCUCAAGGUUAAGAGCACCAUCCCUCCUCCCGAGGCUGAGCAUCAUGGUACUGCUCAGUCUAAUAGUAAGAAAAGAAAACGUGUGGAGUUUGAUGAUACGAGUUUUGUCGACAAGCUUAAGAUAAGAUUUCGGAGCCUUGAUACUCAUGUAGUUGAGUCCUUCCGAAAGACGAUGAAAAAAUAUGAAGAGGGAAAGAAGUCGAAAAGGAAGGUGUACAACAAGGUCCUGAAUCUUCUCUACUAUCAUGAAGACUUGACCGAGGACUUUACCAGAUACUUCAAACGACAAAAAAUCCUUAAGGAAUAGCAUCAUCAACAUCUCGUAAAGAUACUAAACAACAUGACUUAUACCGUUGCUUCUAAAAUGACGUUUGGUGCAGAAAGUAGAUCAUAAUAUUAAAUGUGAAGAACACUAACGAGAAGAGCUUUGUAUAGUUUCUUUUCUAAAAAGUGUAGAGUUUAGUUCAGCUCUUCUGACGAGCACAUAACUUCUUGUUACAUUAUGAAUAUUUUAUACUCAAAGGUGUUUGAUUU
Molecule: messenger RNA, 6346 nt
Organism: Brassica rapa (field mustard)
Lineage: Eukaryota; Viridiplantae; Streptophyta; Magnoliopsida; Brassicales; Brassicaceae
Product: paired amphipathic helix protein Sin3-like 6
Biological process (GO): negative regulation of transcription by RNA polymerase II
Cellular component (GO): chromatin; histone deacetylase complex
Molecular function (GO): transcription corepressor activity
Source: RefSeq, a predicted model, not a curated record